AGUCGGUGAACCCUACUCAGUAACCACCAAAACUUGAAAAAAUUCCCCAAACCGAAACUACAAAUUGAAGCGCGCGAAAAUGGCUGGCAUGAUUCGAACAGCGCAAACAAUAAUUCUCUCUGCUUCUCCGAAAAGCUUGAUGCACGGCGGUUUCCGACCACCGGCCGUCGCCUCGUUAGUUCACUCCAGACCCUUAUGCUACUGAAGUUAUUUCCAAAUCGCCUCUCGAAGCUAACAUUCUCAGAAUCCUCCGGAACGAAAUCCAGUACCAAUUGGAGUAUGCUCCUCCGCAUCAGCCGGCUACCAAGCUCAACACGUUUACUGCACAAAAUCAGUCGGGAGAGCAGUAUACAACAAUGAAGGGGAAAUAUGGAGACAAUGAAGGUAUUAAAAUUGACGUUACUAUGUUUGACGGUUGAGCGUUUGUUCCUAAACCUGGAGAAGAUGACACCGGGGAAGAUGUGCAUCUCCACAUUAGCUUGUUGGUUGAUAUUUCCAAGGGACAGGAUCACGAUGAAUUGGAGUUUUGGUGCUCAGCAUGGCCUAACUCUUUGGAAAUUUAGAAAGUUUACUUGCUCAGGCGUGAAAAGAUGAUAGCUGGACCUUACAUGGGACGUGAUUUCAGUUUCAGGGUCGGUGGUGAAUUUGGUUGGAUGUAUAUGUUUGUUGUCUUCAGGAAUUUGAACAUGAAGCUUCAGAAGACACUUCGUGAAUACUUAGAAGCAAGGGGGGUAAACAAUGAGCUCUCUGUUUUCUUACAUGAGUAUAUGACGAACAGUGAUAGAAUUGAAUUUAUCAAUUGGUUGAGUACUGUCAAAUCCUGUGUGGAAAAAUAGUUGAUGACUUGAUGUAUAUAUUUUUUAACUUAGGAUUUUGUUAAUUUAGAGAUAUUUUCCUCUGAGAUGGAUGGUCAUUGUUAUGCUUCUCAAGAAUGAUUUUUCUCUAUAUGGAUCAUGUAUCCCCUAUAAUAUCCAACUUGAUGCCUGUCUGAAUGCAUGACGUGAUGGCCUUCAAUGCUAACAUUCAUUAAUAAAGCUGUUGAAUUAUGAAGGUAAUCUCUAUGGCAAAAUCUCUGGUGACAUGGAGUGUUUUAUAUCUUAAAGGCUCUAUAUAUGCUAAGUAUCUAACUAAUGUCAGGCUUGUCAUUGCACUGUUUGAUAUAAGAUUGCUGUCUCCAUGGAUGCUUCUGGCAUAGAACGAUGCUGUAUUUUGCUUCUCUUAAUUGGAAGAUCUUCCAUUUGUAAUCUUAUUCAAUUUCAAAUUUUGUAGAAUCUUCAUUAAAAAAAAAAAAAGGGUAUAAUCUGAUAUGUAACAUAUAUGAGAUGUAAUAAUUAGAAGUUUUUGGACUGAACAGGAAGGAAUCAAAUUUAAAUUUUUAGACUCCUUUAUCUAGCACCUUUUUUCCCCCUGAAUGAGGCUUAUCUACUUCCUUGCCCAAACUCUGUAGGAAGAAAGUAGGAUGGCUUGCUGUUUUGUUUUGACAAGGCUUAAAAGAAAGAAUAUUCUACUAAGCUUAUUUGGUAUGUUAACCCAUAAUUUUGAUGUUCACAGUGAGCUAGUUUGGUAUGCAGAGCACAACCAAGAGGCAGACUGCUAGGACAAUGGAAGAAAUAUGGCCACAAUGAAUAUUAAGGUCAUUACUUACCACUGCAGUUUCCUGAAGGUCUCAUCUGACCGGUGCAGAAACUGUUGCUUCUCGUCUUCAUUUAGAUCUUUUGUAGACAGAAGCUGGACUUUCCAAGUACCUAAGUUGUUUUUUCUUGGAGUUAUGGUUCGAAAGGACGUACCUAUCCUCUUCAUUCUCGCUAUACAUUACGGUCAAAGAAAUUCUAGGAAGCCUUGAAAGCUAUUGGGUCGCUUGGGGCCUCCUGACGUUUCUUGCAUGGGAUUUAUUGGAACGAAAAGCUUCAUGUGAAUAAUGUGAGAUUUCCUAAAUUCUUUGAAUAAAAUGUCAUUGUUGCA
Messenger RNA from Rubroshorea leprosula, 1962 nucleotides. The record is from the annotation of a GenBank genome assembly. Lineage: Eukaryota; Viridiplantae; Streptophyta; Magnoliopsida; Malvales; Dipterocarpaceae.